Messenger RNA from Cucurbita maxima (winter squash), 982 nucleotides. RefSeq names its product protein LATERAL ORGAN BOUNDARIES-like. NCBI's taxonomy places the organism in Eukaryota, Viridiplantae, Streptophyta, Magnoliopsida, Cucurbitales, Cucurbitaceae. The transcript has 2 exons. The record is from RefSeq and is a predicted model, not a curated record. The coding region runs from base 230 to 712 and encodes 160 amino acids.
AAUUUCCAUUAAUUUCUCUAUCUUUUCCUUCCACUAACACUAAAUUCUCUCUCUAAAUUAGGGUUUCUCUAUGAGUGUUCUUCAAAAUUCAAGGCUAUUAUGAGUUCAUUCAUCUGAUUUAAGCUUAUUUGGUGGUGUUCUUCAUAUAAAGUUAGCUACCCAUUUCUUCUAAGAAGCAGCAAAGCAAGGAUCUUGAAAUUCAUAGCUCUAAGCAACCCAAAAGAUCAAAAUGGGAUCAUCAUCAAGAACAGAAACAAGCCAUUACUACAGCCCUUGUGCAGCCUGCAAAUUCCUCAGAAGAAAAUGCAUAGCAGGGUGUGUUUAUGCGCCAUAUUUUCCACCAGAGGACCCUCAAAAAUUUGCCAAUGUUCAUAAGGUUUUUGGUGCAAGCAACGUAGCCAAGCUGCUCAAUGAAGUUCUUCCUCAUCAAAGACAAGACGCCGUCGUUUCACUUGCCUAUGAAGCCGAGGCUAGAAUAAAAGAUCCUGUUUAUGGCUGUGUCGGUGCCAUUUCUUUCCUCCAAAAACAGGUCCAAAGGCUCCAAAAGGAGCUCGAUGCAGCUAAAGCUCGUCUUCGUCUCUUCUCUUUCACUGACUUUUCAGCUCCCUUUUCAUCUCAGCCUCAGAUCAUUAGCCCUCCUAUGAUUUGGAAUAGCAACAAUUAUGAUAUCGUUUAUGCUAAUUCUUCUAUGUACUUUAAUGGAGGAAUUUAAAGGAAUUUUGAAGCAAUUUGAAGAAAUUUGAAGGAAUUUGGAAGGAAUUUGAAGGAAUUUGAAGGAAUUUGGAAAGAAUUUGAAGGACUUAGGCUCCAUGUGAGAGUUGAAGUAGCUAGCUCGAAGAGUAUCUAUGUCUGUCUCUAUUGGGUUUUGGUGAAAUGGGUUGAGUCUAUUGAGGGUUUUGAGAAAUGGGUUUGUUUUAUAUUUUGAAAAGAACUCAGGAUUUGUUAGGGUUUGUAUCAUAUUAUUAUUAUUAUAGCCGACUAU